This is a messenger RNA of Anopheles darlingi, 612 nucleotides long. Its product is annotated as juvenile hormone esterase-like. The record is from RefSeq and is a predicted model, not a curated record. Lineage: Eukaryota; Metazoa; Arthropoda; Insecta; Diptera; Culicidae. The coding region runs from base 1 to 612 and encodes 203 amino acids. The transcript has a single exon. Gene Ontology annotation, molecular function: hydrolase activity.
AUGGAUAAGGGGCUAAACGUGUGGCAGUAUCUGGUCGUUCUUUCGCGUCUAGUGGUCGCUACGAUCAUCUUCUUCGUUCAGCACCGUUUGCUGCGGUUCUGGCCCCCUCGUGAACGACCCCUGGUGACCGUUCGCCAGGGGAAGGUACGCGGUAUAAGCUCAACUCUGCCGAAUGGCAAACCAUAUCACUACUUCAAAGGCAUUCCGUACGCCAAGGCACCCGUUGGCGAGCUGCGCUUUCGUGCUCCAAUUCCGCUCGACCGCUUUCGUGUCCCGAUCGUCGACUGCUGCGUGGAGCGUGCUGACUAUGUGCAACUAGAUUUCUUCUCCGGGUUUGUGUUUGGUUCUGAAAGUGCUCUCUAUCUGAACGUGUACACCCCAGUGCAGCAGCUUCCAGUGAGACCUAAUGGCUCCGGAUUACCUGUGAUGGUGUUCCUGCAUGGCGGAGGGUUCGCAUGCGGAACGGGCAGCAGCUUUUUUUAUGCGCCCGAUUCUUUUCUGCAAAAAGACGUAAUCGUCGUGACGGUUUACUACCGGUUAGGACCGCUUGGCUUCCUUUAUCUACCGGAAGCAGGCAUCGAAGGCAAUGCUGGACUAAAGGAUCAGGUAUGA